Molecule: messenger RNA, 340 nt
Organism: Cooperia oncophora
Lineage: Eukaryota; Metazoa; Nematoda; Chromadorea; Rhabditida; Trichostrongylidae
Source: the annotation of a GenBank genome assembly
AUGGGCGUGGUUGACUCGGAAGACAUCCCACUGAAUCUGAGCAGAGAGAUGCUCCAAAAUAACCCUGUUCUGAGGAAGUUGAAGAAGAUUCUCACCGACAAAAUACUGGCUUUUCUGCAUAAUGAGAUGAAGAAAGAUCACGAGAAAUACGAAGAGUUUUAUAAGCACUAUAAUAUUUAUUUCAAAGAAGGCAUUGUUACGGAGAUGGAGCACGGACAGAAGGAGGAAAUUGCAAAACUUUUGCUCUUUGAGUCUUCUAACCUGAAACCAGGUGUGCUGACUAAUCUCACCGAAUACUGUAAACGAAUGCAAGAAGAUCAAAAAGAGAUAUUCUACAUGU